GAUCAUCAGGGAAAGAAAAUGAAGCAGAAAUCUUACGUCUGUUGGAACUUUUCAGCAAUCGUAUAGUGGUAUGUACCUUAUGAAGCAUUGCCUUUUUCUUCAGCGUCAUGUCCCAAAAACAGCCGGAUCUGCUAGGACUUGGCCGGCUGGAAUACCUGCAAGCCCUAGUUACUGAAUUCCAGGUAACAGAAAGUUCUGAAGCCAAGGAGCAAGUGCUGGCUAAUCUAGCUAAUUUUGCUUAUGAUCCCAAAAACUAUGACUAUCUCCGGCAGCUCAAGGUCUUGGAUCUGUUUCUGGAUAUGCUGACAGAAGAUAAUGACACCAUUGUGGAAUUUGCACUUGGUGGCCUUUGUAAUCUAUGCUUGGACAAAAUCAACAAGGACUACAUCUUGGAGGCUGAUGGGGCAGCAGCUGUCAUCAACUGCUUGUCGUGCUCUAAUGAGGAGACUGUCAUGUCCGCGGUGACUACUCUGAUGUACCUGACCACACCCCAGUCUCGCCAGCAGAUCACAGCUCUUCCUGUAGUGGAGUGCAUGUUGCGAUUCUCUCUCUCAGCAAACAGGAGGCUGUCCAACCUGGCAACUAUCUUCCUCGACGACUACUGCAGUCCUCUGCAAGUAGAGGAGGCCAGGAAUCUGACCAAACACACAGCUUUAGGGAUCCCCCUGCCAAAGAACUAAUUCACCGAGGAGGCUGUUCUUCAUGAAGAAGCGGUUCGUCUUUCUGCCAAUGUACUGGAAGAAAUCAUUCCGGAAAUUCUGGCCUUGCAAAUAACCGUUGGGUACUGGUAUAAGUAUCCCAGCCCUAAUUCUUUGCUGUUUUAGGGGCUCUUGCAAAAUUCACACUUUCCAGCUAUACCAGGGUGCUCUUUUUUAAACUUAAUUCAGAUGUCCCUUGGAGGUAUAAAAAAACCUCUCAAAUAGGCCUUAAUAGCUAUUACGCUGGCUGAAUAUUGGAGGGAAAGUGGGGGAAAGACAGGGCCCUUUAACAGAAGUUAGGUUUUUUUAUUACAUGAGAGAGUAAAGGCGGAGGUGGCAGAUUAUUGUACUGUGUAAGAGACACUGUUCCGCUGCUGAUGCCUUUAUCAUUUUUUUUCCCUGGCCUUGUGGGUACCAGCUCUGAGAGCUUUUACAGCAGGGGUGCUCACCCAUUUGAGUGUCAAGGGCCAGACUCCCCACCCAACAGACACCCAGGGGCCACAUUCAUAAUUUCACACACCCAAAAUCUCAGAUCCCACCCCCCUUUUUAUGGCUCUUCCCCCUGAUGGCAUGCCUGGUUACAUCAUUAGUACUGACCAUACCUGAAUUGGCUCCUCCAUGAGAGUAGGUCGACAAUAAGGCCACGUUUUGCUGCAUCACUCACUGCAGCAAAAGCUGUGGCAUGUCUGGUGGCUUGUGGCAAUGGACCGGUUGAUAUUUUUGGCGGGGCGGAUAUUUGACAUCUGUUCGACAGUUUGGUAGUUUACUUACAAAUAAAGAUCCUUGGAAGUGAUAA
Messenger RNA from Heteronotia binoei (common prickly gecko), 1494 nucleotides. It is a transcript of the gene ARMC7, whose product is annotated as armadillo repeat containing 7. NCBI's taxonomy places the organism in Eukaryota, Metazoa, Chordata, Lepidosauria, Squamata, Gekkonidae. The coding region runs from base 108 to 680 and encodes 190 amino acids. Gene Ontology annotation, molecular function: protein binding. The record is from RefSeq and is a predicted model, not a curated record. The transcript has 3 exons.